CUCGCCUGAGAUGGCCAAUCUUGCCUUGGACGGGCUGUGCAUCCUUCGAUAACUUAUAUAAACUCGUCUCUGCUCCUGAACUUUGAGGCAUGGCUUCAUCGACAAACAGCAACAGCUACCACCACCACCACCACCACUACUACUACUACAAUCUACUAGGCACCUCUAGAAACAAGAACAAUCACCUGCCUAUAUAUAUAUAUAUAUACUGCCUAUACACAUAUACGCAGCACCCGCUUGCCUCGACAAUCUACUGCCUAACUAGUCUCCGAGCUCUAUAUAACAGCCCACCAAGCUCCCUCCUCCCACUUCCACCCUCCCAUCCUCCCGUCUCGAAAGCUCAUCUUCGAACCACCCAACAACCCCCCCUCUCCGCAAUGGCUGCCUUCGCUUCUACUUCUUCCGCAGUCUCUGGCAUGCCCUGCCGGGGCCGGAGCGGCUACAACAAGGACGGCGACAACGAGGACAACAAGCGGAGCUUCGGCCGCAGCGGCUACAACAAGGGCGGCGACGACGACGAGGACAGCCGGCUCGUCAACUUCGGCCGCAGUGGCUACAACAAGGGCGAUGACGACGAGGACAGCCAAUCUGCCAGCUUCGGCCGCAGCGGCUACAACUGAAAGCCCCCCCCCCUCCUCCUCUCUUCCGCCUCUCCCGUGUCCCACGACAAACCACCGCCAUAGCUGGGUAGGCCCACCGUAGGUCACCCGGAUAUCGGGGCCGGCGGCUCAACUCUCACGGGCCCGACACCGCCGGCCCCCGCCCCCCCUGGCCCCGCGGCCAGUGUAUUACGACUGUAUCGAUCCGAACUGGCUUCUCACCUGCAUCUCAUCGGCGUUGGGAACAUCAUCCGGUGGAGCAUCACGACUCCACCGACGGUUUUUUUUUUUCCUUCCUUUCUUCACUUGUAUUACUAGGGC
Molecule: messenger RNA, 920 nt
Organism: Durotheca rogersii
Lineage: Eukaryota; Fungi; Ascomycota; Sordariomycetes; Xylariales; Xylariaceae
Exons: 1
Coding region: 90-620 (176 amino acids)
Source: RefSeq, a predicted model, not a curated record